AUGGCCGAUAACACAGAGAAUUCUGGCGAGCCCGGAAGCAAGCAGGUAACUGAUAUUGCCUUCAUGGCUGAAUGCUUUAAACAUCUUCAGGGUCCUUUCAAUGUGGAUCUUCCUGCCAUGGCCGAGUCAUUGGGUUACAAGAACCCGGCUUCCGUGGGCAAUCGUCUGCGCGCAAUCAAAAAGAAGUGGGGUAUUGGUGCUACGGAUGGCACUGAAGGUGGUACGGAGAAUGGCUCUCCAGCAACCACACCUAAGACUCCUCGCAAGGGAGCAAAAGCCGCUCGUGGGCCCAUCAAGGUCAAACCCGAAGUUGACGGAGAAGAAAAACCUGCUGGAAGCCCCGCCAAGCGCGGUAGAAAGCCUGCUGCUAACGGUGGACGCAAGCGUAAAACUGCGGAAACUGAUGACAAGGAGAAUGAAGAACCCAUCAAGGCUGAGAAUGUGAAAACCGAAGCUGCCGAGGAUGAGGCAGAUAAGAUUGCGGCUUAG
Molecule: messenger RNA, 489 nt
Organism: Nannizzia gypsea CBS 118893
Lineage: Eukaryota; Fungi; Ascomycota; Eurotiomycetes; Onygenales; Arthrodermataceae
Exons: 2
Coding region: 1-489 (162 amino acids)
Source: RefSeq, a predicted model, not a curated record